CCUGGAGGCGCUCAAGGUGGUGGAAAAGGACCAGGACGGGGGCCGGAAGUUGACUCCCCAGGGGCAGCGGGACCUGGAUCGCAUCGCUGGCCAGGUGGCUGCUGCCAGCAAGAAGCACUGAGGGAGCCAAUAAAACAUUUCCCCCCCAAACUCGAGUGUGGUUUUGAGGAAAAAACGCCCAAAAUUGGUUAAAUCUCCCCAAAAUAGCACCUGAUAACCUAAGGUGGGGGGGAAUGCUGAAAUGGGAGAGAAAUCCUGAAUUUGUGGGAAAAAAAAAAAUUCACGGUGAAAAGAGGAGGAAACUGCAAAAAAUUGCAGUGAAAAGUGCAAAAAUUUUGCAGAAACUGCCCCAAAAAUGUUAUUUAGGGAUCCCAAAAUAAAAGAAAAUGUCCCAAAAUAAUGGGAAAGUGUUACAAAGGGUGACAGUGCCCUGAAGGUUUAAAAAAACUCCUCAAUAGUACAAAAUCCCAAAUUAAAUACGGAUUUUUGGUUUAAAGUUAGAGGGUUUAGCCCAAACUGGGAUAUUGUCAGGGAUGGCACACCUGCAAUUAAAAAUUAAAUUUAUUAAACCCCAAAACUUUCUUAUUUUGGGGGUAAUUCCUGGUAUUCUGGCCUCCAAUUGCAGCAACUUCUGCAGGAGGUGAGUGGAAGAAAACAAAUCAACUUUUGUCCCUAAAUGUCAAUUUUUAGCAGCAGGUGAUGGGUUUUAUGGGUGAAAACACAUUUGGAAGGGGGAAUGUUGGGGUUUUUAAGACAUUUUUGUGUUUCACGUGGGAGUUUUGGGUCUAAAUCUCUAAAAUUGGUGUUUAUUUCACUUACCCUCAUUCUGUCCUUGCUCUGCUUCCAUCGCUGUCCUGGGAGACUCCAGGAUUGGAAAAAUAGAAUAAUUCCCCCUUUUCCCCUUUAUUUUACCUCAUGAAAUGUACUUUUAUUACAGAAAACAUUUUUUUCCCCUCAGAAAAUCAGGGUUUUCCCCAGAAUGCCGUGAUUUUUACCUCACAAAAUCAGAAUUUAGCCAGAAAACAAAAAAUUCCCUCAGAAAAAAAGAGAGGUUUGCCUCAGGAGAUGAUGGUUCUCUAUAAAAAAACACCUUCUGGCCCCAAACCCGAUGAUUUUUACCUCAGAAAUCCAAGUUUUUACCUCACUAAAAGAUUUUUCCCCUCAUGCAGGGUCGGCUCGCCUCAGGGACUGCGGAGAGGGGGCGGGGCCAAGGGGGAACGGCGGGCUCUGAUUGGUCGCUGCUGUGGGAGUGGGCGUGGCCGAAGCAAAGGGCGGGAAAAGCGCUGAGGGAGCCGCCGGCUCGCGGCCGCCAUUUUGUCCGCGGCACCUCAGGGGAAGGCAGCGGCGGCGGCGGCUCCGGGCCCGGUUGUGACGGGCAAAUCCCCGUUCCUACCGCCGCCUGCCCGCCUUGGCACAUCGGUGGGGAUCGCCGCUACGCGCUCCGGGGCUCCUGGCAGCGGUUGGAGCACGCCCCGGGGCGGUGCCAGGAGGUGCAGGCUGAGAACGUGACGGUGCUGGAGGGUGGCACUGCCGAGAUCACCUGUCACCUGCACAGGUACGACGGCUCCAUCGUGGUCAUCCAGAACCCCGCCCGGCAGACGCUGUUCUUCAACGGCACCCGAGCCCUGAAGGACGAGCGUUUCGAGCUGGCCGAGUUCAGCCGGCGGCGGCUGCGGCUGCGCCUGGCGCGGGCCCGGCUGGAGGACGAGGGCGGCUACUUCUGCCAGCUGUACGCCGACGACACGCACCACCAGAUCGCCACGCUGACCGUGCUGGUGCCCCCUGAGCCGCCAUUGGUCGAGGCGGGGGCGCUGGCGGUGGAGGGGGAGGAGCUUGAGCUCACCUGCCUGGUGCCCCGGGCGCGGCCAAUGGCGACGCUGCGCUGGUACCGCGACCGCCGCGAGCUGCCAGGGCGCAGCAGCCACCGGCAGGAGGGCAAGGUGUUCUGGCAGCGCUCGGUGCUGCACCUGCGGCCGGAGCGGCGCGACCACGGCGCCAUCGUCACCUGCGAGGCCACACACCCCGCCCUGGGGCGGGGCCAGCGCAGACAGACCCAGUACCAGCUGGACGUGCAGUACCCCCCCUCGGUGCGGAUCCACCCCUCGCAGAGCGUCCUGCGCGAAGGCGACACCUUGGUGCUCACCUGUGCCAUCAACGGCAACCCCCGCCCCACGGAGGUGGCCUGGA
Molecule: messenger RNA, 2187 nt
Organism: Serinus canaria (Common canary)
Lineage: Eukaryota; Metazoa; Chordata; Aves; Passeriformes; Fringillidae
Product: cell adhesion molecule 4-like
Exons: 9
Biological process (GO): regulation of Rac protein signal transduction; regulation of wound healing; negative regulation of peptidyl-tyrosine phosphorylation
Cellular component (GO): cell-cell contact zone
Molecular function (GO): vascular endothelial growth factor receptor 2 binding
Source: RefSeq, a predicted model, not a curated record